Molecule: messenger RNA, 339 nt
Organism: Penicillium canariense
Lineage: Eukaryota; Fungi; Ascomycota; Eurotiomycetes; Eurotiales; Aspergillaceae
Exons: 1
Coding region: 1-339 (112 amino acids)
Source: RefSeq, a predicted model, not a curated record
AUGGAUGAAAUCGAACGGAUCGUCCGGCAAAUCGGCCAACAGCAAGGGGAAAACAUUUACUACCGAUCAUGCUACUCUCUUUUCAAACGUUUGCAGGAUCUGGUCGCUCGGUCUUCCGAUGACUUGCAUCGAAUUCAUCAGUCUGGACUUGCUGGAUCUCCCACUUAUGGAUUUGAUCCCGUUUACCAGACUAUUCAAGAGCUGAGAGUGUCAUUAUACGAUAUUAUUGACCAAGCUUGCGAUGCACAAUCGGCUUGCGAGGAACUAUGUCCCGUCGACCCAUCGUUUGCUGCGGUUGACGCCUUCAAAUCCCUCGGGCGGCUGCACGGCCAUAUGUAG